Botrytis deweyae is the source of this 225-nucleotide messenger RNA. RefSeq lists its product as uncharacterized. The transcript has a single exon. The coding region runs from base 1 to 225 and encodes 74 amino acids. NCBI's taxonomy places the organism in Eukaryota, Fungi, Ascomycota, Leotiomycetes, Helotiales, Sclerotiniaceae. The record is from RefSeq and is a predicted model, not a curated record.
AUGGCAACGCGACAAUUGGCGACGGGAACUUCGAUAUUCUUGUUGGCAAGAAUUGGACAUUAUAUAUCGAUUGCAUAUAUCCUGAUGGUGGCGGGGAUUAUCGUCGCGGGAACGGAUGGAGUGUUCAUUGCGAAAAAUGGAAGCGUGAAAAUGGGUAUCGUACAUGCUGGUCCGGGAUUCGUUAUUGCUGUUGUUGCUGCUGCUACUAUCUGGUUAGAGGGAUAG